AUGAUUGAUGUAAACGACGAAAUUAUUAUGGGCUAUAAUUCGACUUGGGAAUAUAUAUUUGGAUAUGAAAAUGUUGAACGAGUCACGUACAUCUACCUAAUUCCACUGGUAAGCUUCCAAGAUUUUUGAAUUUAAAAUUGAAAUCUUCUAACUUCUAAGAUCUGUUUAAAAAACAAUUAAUUUAACCGAAAAUCGGGGGGCUGAAUAAAUAAAAGAUGCAAAAAUACCAAAGAUUCUCCUUCUUUUUAUUUACCUUUUUAUGUUUUUUUUGGAAAAAAAAAUAUAUGAGGAAGAAAAAUUCAAUCAAAAAUAGCACUUGAGCAAACUGGAAAACAAGACGUUUUGCAAAAAAAAAUUUGGAACAUGAGCUAUGACGUGGCAAAUUAGGUAUAGAAUUUUACAAAUUCAUGGGAGAUUCUAAUUGGUUUCCGGUGGAAUUCGGAAAUUUGGAAUUGAAAAUUCACACCAAAAAUCAGAAUGUUUCUCGAAAUUUUUCGAACCAAUUGAUUUUCAAUAUCUAGGGAUCCAAUGGAAGUUUUUCAGAGUUUCAUUGAUCAAAAAAUAUUUUUUUUUGAGACGCGUUUUCCAGACUAGAAUUGUAGUUUUUCAAAGUUCACAAGACAUCUGUCACAUUUUUUUAACCGAGUUUUUUGUAAAAAUAUCUAAGAGUUUUGAAAAUUCCCCUUCGAUCUAAAACUUUGCUGUUUCAGUUCAAAAUUCAUAUUUCUCUCCAUCAAUCCUCAUUUUUAAGGAUCAUCCAAGACUAAUCCAGAUUCAUAGAUCUUCACUGAAAAAUCAUAUAAUCUUUGUUCAUACGGUAUUGACAUCUUUCUCAAAAAAGACCCUCAUUUUUUGAUAAUUACCCUUUAGCUAAAAAAAAUGAAAAAAAAUCUCCGAGCUUGCGAAAUUGUGCCAAUUUUGGGUGGCUAAAAAAAGAUUUUUUUACAAUUAGAAGUGAAUGUCAUUUUUAGGGUAACUCAAAAGGAUUUUGAGGGGAGUUUUUGCUCAGAAAAUUGUCAUAUUUUUCGAGAACAUGAAUUUUUUUGAGAUCAUAGAGAAGAAAUUGAAGAAGCAGAAUUUUAAUUUAUAUAUUCUCUCUCUCUAUUUAUUUAUUUUGUCCAGUGUGUUUUCCUUUUUUUUCUGCUAUCCUCCUCCCAUUUAUUUUCCUUUUCCGUUCAUGGAAAAAAUCAUCUUGAAUUAUAAAAAGUUAGGAAGGGAUCAAAACUCGAACAUUUUACACGAUAUUUUUCACAACAAAAAUAAGGGAGAAAAAUAAAUUAGUAUUGGAGGCUUAGGCUUUUUGUUUUGUAUUUUUUCUAAUCUUUUGUGCAAUUUUCUAACUGGCUUUUGACCCCCGUUGGGUUCAACGAUGAACCAGAAAAAUUGCAAUAAAUAUUCUAAUGAGGAAUUAUCUUCAUCUUUUUCUUUCCCAUAGGAGGAAAACUGAAAAAAAUGAGAAAUAAAGUGCAAGCAGAAAAACAACGAGUAAAUGAUGGGAAAAAUAUUCUUUUGAAGUGGGGUGGAGGAAAAUAUUUUUGUUACUAACAUAAAUGAAAUAUAGAAAAAAAAACAAGUAGAGGGAUAUAAUUUGAAAUCAACUUGGUAAGAAAUUAUGAUUUGGCAGGAUUUACUGGAAAUGUGAAGUACAGUAACCCUAAUCGUUUACGGCCUUUUUUUGUGAUUUUACAAUCAUUAUUUUCGUGCACAAAAAAUAUUUUUCUACAUUUUUCCACUACUUCAAAAUUCCAUUCAUCUCUGUCCUAAUUUUCUUUUUGGCCACUAAUAAUUAUUUCCCGAAAAAAUCGUAAACUUUUUAUUACACUCGAUGACAUCAAAUAUUCAUCAUCAUGUAGUUUGGCCCAUCCAAACUCAUGAUCAAAAUUAGCCAAAUAAGAAGCUCUUUAAAAACUUGUUUACACAAAAAAAACAAACCCGAUACCUUUUCUUUUUGUCAAUAUGCACAUAUAAGAAAACACGGAUUAGGUUCGUAGGAAAAAAAAAACAAUUAUUAUCCUUGAAUUCGAAGAACACCUCAAAAAGUAUUUUUUUUUUCAGGUUUGUCUUCCUGGAAGUGUCGCCGCCGUUUUGUCGGCCAUUGUUUUUGCUCGUCUUCGACAAAACUCAUUAGAGGUUAGUUUAGAGCGAAAAAUAACGAAGAAGCAAAAGAAAAUGAAAAUGAAAAUGAAAUUGACUAACUAACUUUGAACGAUGGUUUUUUGAAUGAGUUCAAAGAAAAACAUUUGAGACAACAUGUGAUGAGCAAAAAUAUUGGGAAGAGAAAUAUUGGCAAAAGAGUUCGGAAUUGAGUUGAAGAUUUGGGAAAUAUCUUAGAAUCUGCUACAAAACGAAAAAAAAUUCCAGAUUCUGCUAUGUGGACUCUCAUUAUUCGAUGUGGUUAUCCUUCUCUCUUCUCUUUUCAUGUUUCCAGCAAUGCAUGAAUGUUCAAGAAUUGAUCAAGCAGUAAUUCAUCCUUACAUUAAUAAAAUUCCAAUUUCAUAUCCUCUUUCAGCUCCAACAAUCAAGUAUGGUUUGUCAUUUCUUUUGGAGAUCCACCGUCAGUUUGUUCCCAAUAAGUCUAAUUUCCCAAGCUGGCUCAAUUUUCACAUACGUGGCAGUUACUGUAGAUCGAUUUAUUGCUGUAACAUUUCCAUUGAAGAAAAGAGUUUGGGCGACGAGAAACAAAUCGACGACAGUUUUGAUUUGCAUUACGGUUGUGAGGUAAUCCAGUCACGGGUAACCAGAAAUUACGUAACUAAAAAAUUUUCAGCACCCUCUUCAAACUUCCCUCAUUCUUCGAAGUUGCUCUAAAUGAAAACGGUCAAUCUGUGACCACAACAUUGAGAGAGAAUAAAUUCUACACGGAAAUUUAUUUGCUAUAUUUAUACUUUUUCCUGAUGCAACUAAUUCCAUGGACAAUUAUUAUCUUCCUGAAUGCUUAUAUAAUUCAUAAAGUGAGACUGGCUUAUCGAGUACAAGAAGCCAUGAUUCACGGAAAACCAAAAACAAAACGAGAAGAUGCCGAGAGAAAGUUGGUUUUAGAUAGAUAUUUAUUAUUAAAAUUGCGAGAUUUUGUAUGGGAAAUUCUGAGGGACCACAGAAAUUCCUUGAGUUCAAUCCAAAUAAAAUUGUUUCCACUUUCCGUUCAAAAACUUUGUUUUAUAUGAGCUUUUUUGCAAACAGCUGAACCACUGUUUUUUUAAGUGUGAACUAUUAGCAAAUUUUCAAACUUCCAAAAACCAUCAACAAAUUUUCAGAGUAACCGUUAUGGCAAUCGUGAUGACGUGUAUUUUCAUAAUCUGCAACAUUCCACCGGGUAUCAAUAAUUUAGUUGAGGAAUAUGGAGAUCGCGCGUAUUUUCGACAACGAAUACCACUUUCUAAUCUACUUGUCUGUUUUAACAGGUAACCUAGAAAACCCUGGAAAUCUUCAAAAACAAAAACAUAAAUUUUCAGCGCAUCAAAUGUGAUGAUCUAUUGUGUAUUCAACACUCGAUUCAGAAGAGCCGCGUUACAAAUUCUCGGAUUCUCAACAAAAAAUCCGACUCGAGCUGGAAGUGUUAUAACUAAAAUCACCAAAGAGGAUGGUGUUGGAAUGGUAAGACAGCACAUAUUGUUAAAGUGAAAAUUUGAAAAAAAUUUCAGCUACGAUCAAGAAUUUCAACCUAUGAAACAUUGAAUGGCGUCGAGCCAACUGCUUGUUAA
Caenorhabditis angaria is the source of this 3701-nucleotide messenger RNA. Lineage: Eukaryota; Metazoa; Nematoda; Chromadorea; Rhabditida; Rhabditidae. The record is from the annotation of a GenBank genome assembly.